AGCAGCGUAGGGCUCCUCGGCAGGAGCUCUGCUCCCUACCGCUCUGAUUCUUAGGACAAUGUCAGGAAUUCCAGCUCCUCUAUCGCAGGUUCUGCUAUAUUGUAGAUCUCAAAAGGUUCUAAAGGCAGGAGACCACAAAAUGCGCGAUAAAAAGGUCAUUAAACAACAGAUGAGCUGAAAAUAACACCCAGCUGCAAGGCAAGAUGCUGCCCGGGGAACUUCAGCUGCCCAGAAGAGAGACUAAAUUACUGGUGCUUUUAAUGUUCAUCUUUCUUCUUUGUCAGUCAGAGCCAAUGAUCCAAACCACAUCCACUGCACUGAGUUCAAAGAUGGUCUCAGCGUUACAGGGUGAAACGGUGAAAGCAGUCUGUGCGCAGAACAUCGAAGAAACGGAAGGGUUCGCUAUAACUCUGAGAAGAAACGGCAGCUCUACUGAGCUGUGUUACAUACAGCUUGGAAAUUUCACCAUUUGGAGCAGAAAUUGCACAGAGCGUAUAAACCUAGAAUACGAUAAGCCGACAAAAGGGAUUUAUGUUGUUAUGGAGAGAGUCUCUGUCAAAGAUUCUGGUGUUUACAGCUGCAUCUUGGACAAGACACUUCCCCCUCCUGUGAGAACGCAAAGCCAGUCUAACAUUUCCCUCACCGUGUCAGCCCUUCCAGUGGUUGAGGUUUCUUUGGCCUCUUCUUCACCCAUUGACAAGGAGACCACGUUAACUUGCAGUGCUUGGGACUUCUAUCCUGGGGACAUCCAGCUCUCCUGGAGUAAGGGCAGCCAGUUGCUCACUAACUCAACAAGGAAUGACUCUCUGUUCCACAAUAGCAACGGGUCUUAUUCCUAUAUAAGUAACAUUGUUGUUUCCAAACAUGACUGGAAUGAAUUUGCCCAGUUUUCCUGCCAAGUGAAUCACUCUACACUGAAAAUGCCUGUUGUGAAAAACCUCACCCUGACCCAGUCUGAGAAAGCAUCUUUAGAUUACACCCUGUGGAGCCUUGUCAUAGUGUUUGGUCUCUUAGCAAUAUUGCUAGCAAUAAUUGUGGCAAAGUCUGUGAAAUUAAGAUUCAAGUCCACAUCACAGAGCUCCGCAGAAAGGGGAUUGCCAGAGACAGCUGAGACGCAUCCUCCACAAGAAAGCCAGAGUGAUACAACCUAUUCACUGCUUACUCAUUAUCCAGGAUCUGCUUUAUGAGCUGCUGUCAAGUGUAGUAUGUGGGCCCUGAAAUAGAGAAGAAGAAAAUGUUGCAUCCCAUUGCAGUCUUCAGUGCUGGAUGUGCCUAUCGGAUGAUUAGAGACAGGAGCAUCUAGAGAAACAAAUAAUGACUUGCUCCUGGUAAUACUGAAACCUAGAGCUGUUAAACCAGUGAAGUAAAAGCAGGGGCAGAGCAGUUUGCUGGACACUCGUUGGAAUUCUCAGAGAUAAGACAGUAUUAUGAAACAAGACGACAGGCAUGUAAUGUGACACAUAAAGGGAAUUCAAACACACAGGGGAUUUUUUAAAAGGUGCCCAAUCUGAGUGCCAGGUUACUAUGUGCCUUGGGGAGAUAAUGCACUGGAGGUGGAGCAUUAUGGGCAUGACCAUGAGGUUAGGUGAUUGUAUGCAUCCAGCAGCACUUGAUACUCUUCCUUUUGAGUCAGUAUUGAACCAAUAUUCCCUCAGAACAGUAGGGGGAUGUUUUUGUUCAAGGCUCUGCUUUUCAGAUAUCAUGUUAAGCUUAGGUACCAACCACUUAUGAUCAUUAAAUGCCAAAUACAUCAUAUGUAAGAUAAUGAGUGUUCUGGGUAUAUUCCUGUGUAACAGCAGUCUGUCGAAAAUUCCCCGUCUAGUUUAAUUCAGAUACAGCAUGAUGUGUGCUGUCACACAUCUGCCAUAUUCCACCACCGAGGUGGCUGCAUUUCAGUAGCUGGCAAAGUGAUCCAGCAUGCAGUAUGUAGUUUGCAAACCACUUUGUGAGGUGCUUGGGAAGCUUUUUGGAUGAAAAGAGAUAAAUAAAUGCAAUGUUUUAUCACUGAGUGAAAUAACCCUGCACUUAUUUUCUUCACAAACGUUACACAAAUCCUUACUCUCACCAUAUUUGAUUGUAUUACUCUUUGCUUCCUCAGCCAUAGGCACUUUAUGAAAGACACUGAUGAUCUAAGUUGUUGACUUUCAUGGAAAAAACUAUCACCAUGCAGCAAUAAGAAUAGCUAUAUAUUUUUUACUAUAGUCGUACUAAUCCUCAGUUCCGGGUUAUUAUACCCAGGACACUGGAGUAUAUUAAUGCAUUGAAAUUUCUAGACUUGAGAUCAAAAUGGAGGUGCUAUUGGGAAGAAAAUGGUGUUGUAGGUCAGGGCUUUCUGUUAAGUAUGUGUUCGCUUGUCCAUAAUUUGUUCUCAUGUGUC
Molecule: messenger RNA, 2377 nt
Organism: Mauremys reevesii (Reeves's turtle)
Lineage: Eukaryota; Metazoa; Chordata; Testudines; Geoemydidae
Product: tyrosine-protein phosphatase non-receptor type substrate 1-like
Exons: 6
Coding region: 204-1187 (327 amino acids)
Source: RefSeq, a predicted model, not a curated record